Theileria annulata is the source of this 312-nucleotide messenger RNA. RefSeq lists its product as uncharacterized. The record is from RefSeq and is a predicted model, not a curated record. Lineage: Eukaryota; Apicomplexa; Aconoidasida; Piroplasmida; Theileriidae. The transcript is spliced from 2 exons. Bases 1 to 312 code for a protein of 103 amino acids.
AUGAAAAUAACAAGUGGAUAUGGAGCUAGUGCUAUAUUAAUAUUAGAUGGUACAAUUGAAGCAUUUUCUACUAAUCAAGUAACAUUACAUAGACAAAUUUUAUUAUCAACAGGAAUUGGUGGUAGAAUAGUUUGGUGUAAUGAAAUAGAACAAAUAGAUCCAUGUGAAUGUAAAUGUUUAUAUUCAAAAGGAAUUUCAUUAUCAUUUUUUAAUCCUAAAUCUAUCUUCAAUACCAAUUCUUAUCAAGGAAUUAUACAACAUUCUAUUUUAUUAUUUUUAAAACAUAUUAAUACAUUAUAUCUUUCAAAUUAA